AUGGCUGUGCCAAGAGUUCUCCUCCUCACUAUUCUUGGAGUGGAAGUAAAUGGCAAAUCCUCUGACAGUUUGGAGUCAGAGCUAGAAUGUUGCAUGGAUGCAAUGCAGGCCAAUACCACUUGCCUAGCCGACAACCAGUGCAGUCCAGGCUGCUAUAGGCGGUGGAACGAAGAUGGCAGCAGCAGCUGCAUUAAAUAUGAGAACGAAACGGUUGCCACCACGCCUGUUUACAACCUGACUGACUGCCGAAACGAUGGUGCCAGAGGAAUGAAUUCUCAAACAAAUUUAAGUACCAUAAUCCUAGUUACUCUCAGUGUUGGGGGACCAGAAGUAGCUGCUUCUCUUAUCUUUGGGACGUUCAUGAUUAGCCUCUUCCUCAUAUUGUGUGUCGCUUCGUUCUUCUACCUCAAAUGUGCCAAUAAACUUCCAAACCUCUUCUACACAAGAAGCAAAGCAUCUGUUGUACAGUCUUUUGAAUCAGCAUCAAUGUUAUCUCCACCUACUUCGGUCAGGAAACCCCGCUAG
Messenger RNA from Rhineura floridana, 525 nucleotides. RefSeq lists its product as uncharacterized. The transcript has a single exon. Bases 1 to 525 code for a protein of 174 amino acids. Lineage: Eukaryota; Metazoa; Chordata; Lepidosauria; Squamata; Rhineuridae. The record is from RefSeq and is a predicted model, not a curated record.